Messenger RNA from Cyprinodon variegatus (sheepshead minnow), 4164 nucleotides. RefSeq names its product pre-B-cell leukemia transcription factor-interacting protein 1-like (gene pbxip1a). The record is from RefSeq and is a predicted model, not a curated record. The transcript has 10 exons. Lineage: Eukaryota; Metazoa; Chordata; Actinopteri; Cyprinodontiformes; Cyprinodontidae. The coding region runs from base 302 to 2671 and encodes 789 amino acids.
UGCGUGCGUCAAUCACGUAUCUUUCCUGGCUCCACGCUUCUCUCUGAUUGGUCUAGCCUUUAUCCGGGGGCGGGAGCUCCUGGAUCAAUCCCGAAAUCCCAUUGGACAAGGCCUUUAUUCGGUUGACGUGACGCAGCUCGGAAUUCCCAAAGUUCCCAAGUUCACAGGAGGAGAGGAACGUUGAUUUUACGACUAAGCAAGAGUUUUUGAAAGGGGAAAUAAGGCAGCAACUGGAACAUAAGCAGGAUAUUAUAAAGGUGAAUCUGUCUGCUGCUGUGCCAAUCUUAGCCUCCAGAGGGCGAUGUCUGACACCAGCAACAGCACAGGAAGCACUGGCUCCUCCACCAACAGCUGGACCCUCCUCUCACCAGAGGAGGCAGCCAUUGAGAAUGUCGGGCCAACAGACGACGGCACUGAGAGUUUGGGUGAUGCCCCCAGUCUGUCUGAGGAGGUGGCAGGAGCUGCUGCAGAGUAUAAACCAGCUGACCUUCCAGUAGAAACUGUCCUGUCUGAAGAAGGGCACCAGGUUUGUCAAGAAACUUCCCCAGGAUCCAGUGAGGGUCCCGUCCCUUCUAGUCCUUCCAGAUUAAGCCCUCUCCCCUCAAACCCUCUCGAUUCCUCAUUGCUCGACGCAGAGAGUCAGCCCCCCGUCAUCCACGAUAUCGUAACCACCUCUCCCAGCGACAACGAGCCUCAAGGCGUCAUGCCUUUGGUCACCAGCAUUGAUUUGGAAGCUCAGCUAGACAUCCCAGCAGUUGAUAUUCCCCUAGCAGACUCCACAGUGUCUUCCCCCGCCACUCGCAUGGCUGAGACCACCUCCCCCGCUGAGCCUGUGCUCCACACUCCUGCUGAUUCUGGGCCAAUGCCUACGAGUCCUGCUGCUGGGAGUGAUGUCUCAAGCUCUGAACCCGAGGUCAACAUCCCCACAGAGAACCUUACAGCCGCUGGACCCCCACCUCAUGUUGGAGAUGAGGUCGGCUUUGGUCCAGAGAGCACGGAGCCUCCGAGCCCAGUCCCAGAAAGACUGAUGGCAGAACAUGGGGGAAGCCCUGACCCGGAGACCGUUGGCUCUGCUGAGACAGAAGAAGACGAGGCUGAUGCUGAGAAGGAGGAAGGACCAUCGGAGGCCCUGAACUUGGAUGAGGAUGAGGAAGACCAGUCCAGCAGCUUGGAGUUGGGCGACACGAGUGGCUUUGAUGACGGACUGAGAAGGAGGAAUGUUCCCUCCUUUGAAGCGCCAAGGCCGAGAACCUCUGAUGAGGAGGAUGACGAAGAGGAGGUCGAGUUUAAAAUGGCGGAGAGAAAGGAGGAGAAACCGUGGUUCUCCAUGAACAAAUGUAUCGUUGCUGCUUUGGUCCUGCUCUUCUUAGGUUCCCUGUUUUUGUCAGGGGACAUCGACGGACCUGAGUUGAGCGAUGGAGAACAAAACCAGGACUGGAUUAGCGGAGAUCCACAGGAUAUGAAAGAGCUGCUGGAUAAACUAACAGAGGAAAACCAGCAGAUCACUCAGCUGGAGGUUCAACUACAAUCUAAGAAAGACGAACUUGACACGGAGAUGAAGGCGGUGGCUGAGAGUGGCGAUGAACGGGGUAAAGCAGACUUGGAAGAAGAAAACUCAAAGCUGAAGGAGGAGCUGUCGGUCCUGCCUGAGCUGAAGAAAGAGCUGGAGAGUCUCCGGGCGAGAGUGACCGAACUCAGCCAGCUCACAGGAACGGUGUCGCCUGCUUCCAGCCCCGCUUCUCAGCCGAAUGCUGAAGAUGCUCAGAGUUCCCAUAAAGCAGCUGGACCAGAGUGGAGAAAGGAUGGAAAGCUGAAGGAAGAGCUUCACCGUCAGAAAGUCCUGUUAGAAGAAAGCAAGAAAAGACUGGAAGGGAUGAGAAAGGAUGGAGGUGAUGGAAAACAAGUUUGGGAGAACUUAGAAGGAAUCCAGAAGAAACUCUCAGAACAAGUUGAGAGGUGGGAGAAGACGAAGCCACAGGGGCCAAAAUGGAAAGGAAAAAGGGACAAAAAACAGGAGCGAGACCACUGGAAGAAGGAGCAAAAGAAGGAGUGGAAGCACGGCAAAGAGGAGAAGAAAGAAAAGGAGGGGAAACCCCAAAAGGAAAACUCUCACAAAGAAGCGUGGAGGAAGAACCAGGACGACUGGCAGAGGAAAAAGGGCGAGCGCAGGAUGGACCGAGAGGAAAGGAGGAAGGAGAAGCCGUGGCACAGCCGGCCGGGUAAAAACUCUCCCCAUCAUCAUCAGCAGACCCGGCAGCCUCAGCAGCACAACCACAACGACUUCUGGAGAGACCAGGAGCUCAAGCUCCAUCGCAACGUCCGUCCGCAGCUGGGCUGCACCUCCGUGGAGGACUGCGCCACUAAGGAGGGGCUCUACCCCGUGGAGCUGUCCGAGUUUGAGGAGCUGCUGGAGGGCUACCUGAGCAAGCUGGAAGGCUCCUCCAACGACGGGAAGGAUAAGAUCCGCAAGCUGACUGCUGACUUCUUCGAGGACGGCGUCUUCAUCCAUGACAGGGUGCGCUUCGGGGACUUUGCUGAGGACGUUGCAGAUGUCCUGGAAGACAUGGUGGAUGUAUUGGAGGGUGGUGGACAGAAGGACAAUGACUCCCUGGAGGAGGAGAUGGAGGAGUUUGAGCGGGAGGCCCUGUGGAAGUUUGCAGCCACAGCUUAAAAGAAGGAUUUCAAAGCAUUAAAACCCAAGAAGGACAUUGCUGAUGAUGGUUUUGUAGGACAUUUCCUUAACUUCUCCUCUGAGCUGUGAUUGUUGUAGCUUUUGGAACAGACUCCUUAAUGUGUCUCUCAGAGUCUCUUAUUAUAAGCUAUACUGUGUUUGCCAUUUUGGGCUUAGUUGUUGUUACCUACCUCUGUCCGGGUCAUGGCUCCUGUUUCAGAGUAACCUGCUGUGUGAAUUUUAUUUCUUUUUUUUUCUUUCUUGCUCUAAUUGGUGCAUGUAGCAUUGAUGUGAAUUUAAACCCAGACCAGACUGGGAGCAUUCGAUCAGUAUUACCCAGAUAAUCAACCUAAUCAUCAGUCCCCUAUAAGUCCGGUCCCAGAGGAGGGCAUCCUGCUGUGUUCUGCGAUUUUUAUCAGAUCAGGUCUGACUGGUUUCUUUGUCAGCAUUUUUUUUUUUUUUCAGCAAACAAACGGAGAAAGAGAGAGACCUGUUUAUGAGCCUCAAGCAUUUUCUGUUAACCUGACUUGCCCCAGAUCUGUUUAUUUGACUUCUGCUCCUAGAGAAAAAGCAAUACCACAGAUUCAACACUUCUUGACCACUUUAGCACUUUUCGUCAAACAUGGCGAUUACUUCUCACCGUUUCUUGUGAAGGGGCUCUUCUUUCCCAGCGCACAAGUACAAUUAUAAAUUAGUAAUCCCAGAAGAAGCCCCUUCACUUCAUCUGUUAAUGCUCCAGAUUACGUUCUACACCCCUCCACCCCCCGUUUCAUUCAGAAAUAGGUUUGAGUUGACUUGCAUGCAGCUGAUUUAGAUGUAGUUUCCAGAAUUUAAAUAAGAAUAAAAAAAAGACUUUUCAUAUUUUUGGGCAAAAGGAAAAAAAAAAAAAACAGCACAAAAUCAAGCCCAAAAAUAAGGUAUCCUUUUGAUUUCACCAGUUCCUCUUUAUGUUGAUGUCAAAGUGAAAAGUUGGCAGAUUGUGAUUGUUAAAAGAAGCUUUGUUGUGUUUCCUGAUUAUUUAUUCUGUCACUUUUAUUUCUUUAUCAAAGGAGCGACAGACUUGGUCCCAGGCUGUUCACGCUGAAUGUUAAAGCAGCUUUGAUUUACUUGAUGUAGGAGCUGCUGCUUAUGUGCCUUUCUCACAAUGAAUAUCUCAGAAUGGACCAGAGGUCUCUGAUUUCCUUUCCUUCUACUAGAAGAAGAAGUUUACGCAACUUUAAUUUGUCCUGCUGUUGAUAGAACAUGAAGUGAAUGUUGCAGAGUUUUUACAGAUGAGACGUUGUACUGGUUUAUUUCUGAAGAUCUCCCAACCUAAAGGGUUUGAGGGAAUCCUCGUAGCACGAAUUAAAGUAAGAGUUUAGUUAAUAUUUGAGAGUAUUUCUGUCUGUUUGGCAACAAUAGGGCAGGACCUGGAGAUGAAUGGAUAUAACGUCAGGGCACCUAUAAAUUCUAUCAUCAUCAGUUGUGUCCUGUUUAUGUGAAAUAAACAUUGA